GGAAAAUCAUCGGACCAUUAUAAUUCUUAGUUUCUUAGGGCAACCAAUCAGCGGUGUCCUUGAGGCAAUUGGCCUUGAACCUAGAAAUUUUAUUGUUCAGAGCUUGAUCGGUACCUACCAGACCCCGCCAAAAUUCUUGAACAGCGUAGUUUCGCCAGUGGACGGUGGACGUUGGACGUUACGUACAAACGAUACAAAUUACUCACUAAUUUCACCUCUCUUGCGACGUUACAAUACGCUUCCGAUUCAAUUCACAGAAAAUGCCUGGACGAACAAAGGCCCGCGAUGAUGCGCCCGAGGAGGUAGACACUUCCAUGGACGACGCUCCUACCUCAGCGCAGAGGCCUACCGAAGAAGAGAAUGACGAUGCUAUGGAGGAGGACGGGUCCGAAGGUGCCGAUCCUGAAGAGGAAGAAGAGGAACCCCAGCGAGUUAGGAUUCUUCCUGGAUCAUCCGAGACGGCGGCUUCCUUCGAAUUCCUCAAGGAGGGCCACACCCUUGGCAAUGCUCUGCGUUAUAUCAUCAUGAAGAAUCCUGAUGUUGAGUUUUGCGCAUAUGCUAUCCCCCAUCCCUCCGAGGAUAAGAUGAACUUGAGAAUUCAAACUUAUGACACAACAACCGCCGCCGCCGCCCUAGCCAAGGGUCUCCAGGAUCUAGAAGAUCUAUGCGACGUCGUUUCUGAUGAAUUCUGGAACGAACGAGAGAAAUUUGAAGCAACUCCAGAGCAGGCUCGCAAAAGGCAAGAAGAGGCGGAGAGCAGAAGACUGGAGUUAGAGGCAUAAACUAUCGGGUAAUAUCUCGAUUCAAUACGGAUGGCAUGGUAUCUGCGGCGUUCGGAGUGCAACAGACGACGGUCUUAGGUGGUAAAUUUUGCUUUGCUGGGUCUCUUUCUAUGUACAAUACAACGGGACGAUACCCAUAUCUAAUUGCGACCCUAGGGCGCUGUUAGCUAAGAACCUCUCGCAUCAAGGGCACCGAGAUAGAAACUUGCCUCUAGGAAACCCUUCAUGAAGUUGUUCGGCAAUCUGUCGGCUCCUCGGAAGUUCUCCUCGGGGAAGUAUGACAUGACAUGAUUAGUCUGCUUCCAGAAGUUCAUCGUUUCCU
This is a messenger RNA of Annulohypoxylon truncatum, 1104 nucleotides long. Its product is annotated as RBP11-like subunits of RNA polymerase. Gene Ontology annotation, molecular function: protein dimerization activity; DNA binding; DNA-directed RNA polymerase activity. The record is from RefSeq and is a predicted model, not a curated record. The coding region runs from base 261 to 782 and encodes 173 amino acids. Gene Ontology annotation, biological process: DNA-templated transcription. Lineage: Eukaryota; Fungi; Ascomycota; Sordariomycetes; Xylariales; Hypoxylaceae. Gene Ontology annotation, cellular component: RNA polymerase I complex; RNA polymerase III complex. The transcript has 4 exons.